GUUGGGGCAUAGCUAUUUGAGGGGUCUUUAUUAUAAUAUACAUUUUUUCCAGGGUAAACUUUACUGUAACAGACGGUUUAUUCGACAUCCAGGAUUUUGUAAGGAAAUCAACAUUUAUUAAUCCCUUUGAUGGUUCAAAAUCUUUUCCUUUGUGCUAUACAAAUAGCACAUUGACAACAACAGAAAAUAAUUAUUGUAAAUUUAAUAACAAGUACCGAGGAAAUAUUUCUUAUUUUUCCGAAUACGUACGUGCCAGUUGUGAGGAAUUGCUGGCUUCUUGCUACUACAAUGGAAGAAAAUUCAAUUGUUGCCAGCAUUUUCUGCCCGUAGACACUGUUGAAGGAAAAUGUUAUGCAUUUAAUAGUUUCAAUGCUGUCAUGGAAAAUCGUUUCAUGAAUCAAACCAAUCCAAAAUAUCAGCCAAAAUCAUUAUUGUACAAAUACUUACAGUUCAUGUUACGUUACAAUAAUAAAGAUAAUCCUGGAAAUUUAUCUGUGGAACUGUCUCAACGGGAGAUCAAUAUUUGGACCAUGGGAAACACAAAUAUACCAACCAAAAUUUACCGUGAAGAUCAUAUUACUGACAUUAUUGAAGAAUUUGGCGAAAAAGUGCAAAGUGCAAAUAUUUUUCUGAAAGUCAAAGAAAUUUUCCCUGCCACAUCCGUUUACAAUCUAGACGAAAAUAGGCGAGGAUGCAAAUUUUGGUUUGAAACUAGAGAUUUAAAGAUUUUCAAAUUUUACUCCGACUCAGCCUGUGAAAUUGAAUGCCUCAGGAAUGCACAAAUUCACUUUUGCGGAUGCGUCUUUCAUACAUUACCCAACCAACUUGGUAUGAAACAAACUGUGUGUAAUCAAACAGGCGUGGAAUGUGCGUUUAAGCAAAAAGAUGAAAUUAGUGCAUUCUUGUCCACUCAGUGCGACUGUAGCAUCAAUUGUCAUUUUUUUGACGUGUCUAUUAUUGGAAAGUAUCCUAUGAAGAGUGAAAAUGAAAACGACACUGGCAAAUUGCGACUAAACAUUAUCACUAGAGCACCCUCUCUUCAGUAUAUCAGCGACGUGAAGCAAGAACUUCUGGAUUUUAUUGUUUCAAUUGGUGGAGCUAUAACGCUUUUCAUUGGAUGCAGCUUUCUCAGUUUGUUCCAAAUAAUUUAUUAUUUUCUUCUGAAACCACUCAGUGCACGGUAUUUCUUAAAAGAAAGGCCAAAAUAUGGAAGAUUUUUAAUAAAACCAGAAGGAAAUAAGUCAUUUUGAGUUAUACAUCUUUUAUUUAAAAAUUAAAUUUAUAAUAAUUUAAGUAAAUAUAUAAAGCCUAUAUUACAAAGCUUGAUAUAAUAAUUGUAAAUAAAAUAUUAAACCACAAAAAAUUUUUCAGUAGCCAAUAAGUAAAAAAAAUAUGUACUUCAAAACAAAACACAAAUUUAAAACAAAUAUAACAAGCAUGCUUAUUAAUACUAGCGAAACAUUAUUGACGAUUUUUAUAGGCAAUUUAAUUAUUACAUACUAACAAGUUUUUUGAUUUUUCUAUACAAUCACACCCAAUCUAGUUCACACUUUUUGAAAAACACAUACAAAAGCGGGUGCAUUUUAAAUUACCUAUGAUUCGCUUUAAAAGUACCGAGUACCAUCCCAUAGUGUUUUUUCUUGGUGGCAAAAUAUAAUAUCAAAACAAAAAUAACCUAAAUUUUGUGGCAAAGAAUUUGAACAGGUACUAUAAAAUAUAAAAUCCUAGUAUUUUUUUUUUGUAGGCAUAUGAACAAUGAUACAAAAAAAAGGAUGAAAAUGUUAACAGUUUUAAGUGUUUUGCUCUAAAAUUUACAAAUCUUUAUACCUGACAACAGAAACACUAAAUAAUAUAAUAAUAUAACGCACCUUGAAAAUUAUACUACAUACUAAUAUAUAAUCACAAUGCAUUAAGCAUGUAUGUAUUUAUCUCCAUUUAUAACAUAUGAGGAUUUUUUUUUUAGGAUAUUUAAAAUUGUUAGUGAAAGGAACAUUGUUCUGCAAGCAAGAAUGGUGAUAUACUUUAGGUUACCAGGGCUAACCCGCAUGAGAUAAAGUAAAAACAUAAACAAUUUUAAAUAUACUAAAACCCUCCUGAUACAAUAAUUAUCUAAAAGUCGCUUAAAAAAAAACAAAUCAAUUAAUUGAUAAAAAUGUUUUAAAUAGCCUAAUCUUUUUUUUUUAUCUUUUAAUUAGAUAUAUUUAUUUAUGGUAUGGUUAAAUGUUUUGUAUAAAUCAAUAUUAUGAGGUCCAGUUGCACUGUGCAAAGUCGUAAUUCUUCAAACUUGCACCUCUGUAAAGACAACUACUUGAAAU
Ceutorhynchus assimilis (cabbage seed weevil) is the source of this 2315-nucleotide messenger RNA. The record is from the annotation of a GenBank genome assembly. NCBI's taxonomy places the organism in Eukaryota, Metazoa, Arthropoda, Insecta, Coleoptera, Curculionidae.